UUUUAAGCGACAAGAAAUCCCUUACAAGUUCCUUGGGCGUUUGGAUGACCCCACCUUCAGGGUGAAGGAAGCGACGCUCAUCUACACACCUGCAACCAGCACCACCAGGAAAAUAAUGGGAAGAGUGGCCUCAGACUCUGUGCUGAAGGGUAUAACAAUAGAAGAGGCCGUAAAUGAGAAAAACCUGUCAGCAAGAGGAAUUUUGAAGUAUGAUGCAAUCGGUGUUGUUUUUAAGGAUGACUUCUCCUACCAUCUCAGAUUUCAGAGCUACCGUGUGAUAUCUCCCGUUGAUGCCUUUGAACACAUUGAUACCUGCUACAAUGUGUCAUCACCCUACUGCAAGAUUCCUUCGUACUGGUAUGGAGGAUUCCUGUCCAUUCAGUCCAGCAUUGAUGCAGCAGUCAUAGAGAUGAAAACGAACCGUUCUGUCUGGGAAGAGAUGAAAUCAAUUAGCGGCAUCCGUCUGCAAUCACCCUUGAUCAAAUCCAUAUAUAAAGUGAAUUACAUUUGGUUCACCAUUUACAGCAUGCUGUGUUUCUCCCCUUAUGUGUACUUUCUAUCAGUGAAAGUUAUCAGAGAGAAAAAGAAGCUCAAGGUGUUAAUGAAAGCAAUGGGUUUACAGGACAUCGCCUUCUGGUUGUCCUGGAGCCUGCUGUACACCAUUUACAUCGCCAUAACGUCGAGUCUGCUGGCAGCAAUCACGGUUGGAGAGGUCACCCAAGACCGCAGCUUUUCAGAAAUAUAUUUCCUUUAUUUUUUCUACGGCAUUGCGUCUAUUCACUUCUGUUUCAUGCUCAGCUCCUUGUUAAAGCAGCCUCAUAUUACCAGUUUUGUGGGAUUUUUCCUUCACAUCGUCUUCGGUUCGCUGGGCUUCAUGACACUGUUUGAACAAGUGCCACCAUCUUUGGAAUGGGUCUUUAACCUCUUCAGUCCUUACACCUUUACAGCUGGCAUCUCAAAGAUUGUAAAAUUAGAAAAAUAUGGACCAACUGUUGCAAUGGAGUUGUACCCUUUCUUUAACCAAUACAGCAUGCUGAUCCUGGACAGCAUCCUGUAUUUACUGCUGGCCAUCUACUUUGAUAAGGUUUUGCCUGGCAAAUAUGGGGUGCCAUAUCCCCCCCUGUUCUUCCUCAGGCCGUCAUAUUGGCUGCAGCAGGACAGCAAGUGCAGCACCCAGCCUGACCCCAUCCCUGUCCCUGGCUGUGACACUGAGCCCAUGCCUGAGGGCUUCGAGGGGAAGGAGGCCAUCAGACUAUACAACAUUAGAAAAAUAUAUGAGAGGAAGGGCAAGAGAACCGAAGCUUUAAGAGGUUUGUCCUUCAGCAUUUAUGAAGGUCAGAUCACUGCAUUGCUUGGUCUCAGUGGGUCUGGUAAAACUGCCCUCUUGAAUGUGCUCAGUGGAUUUUCCAAGCCUUCAGCAGGUUCUGCAGUGAUUUACAACUACAAGGUGUCUGAAGUACAGGAUAUGGAAGGAAUUCAGGCAGUGGUUGGGAUUUGCCCACAGUUAGAUUUACAUUUUGAAGCCUUAACAGUGAAGGAAAACUUGAGAAUUUUUGCUCACGUCAAGGGGAUUCAGUGGAAAGAAGUAGAGCAAGAGGUGCAGAAAGUCCUGGUACAGUUGGACCUCGCCGACCUUCAGGAUGUCCACGCUGACUCUCUGAGUGGGGGACAAAAAAGAAAACUCUCUCUUGCAAUUGCAAUUUUAGGGGAUCCCCAGGUGCUGCUCUUGGACGAGCCAAUGGUGGGGCUGGAUCCCUGCUCCAGGCACCACGUGUGGGAGCUGCUGGCCGAGCGCCGGGCUGGCCGUGUGACACUCAUCUGUACACAGUCUGUGGAGGAGGCUGAUGCUUGUGCCGAUCGGAAAGCUUUCCUUUCAAAUGGGAGAUUACAGUGCGUUGGCUCAUCUCUGUACUUGAAGAGAAAAUGGGGAAUUGGCUAUCACUUAAGGAUGUGCAUAAAUGAUCAGUGUGACCCUGGGCUUGCAUCAUCCCUGGUCAGGCGGUACAUCCCCAAUGCUGUGCUCAAAGGGCGGGACAGGGAUGAGCUGUGUUACAUGCUGCCUCUGGAAAAUACCAAGAGUUUCCCAGAUCUGCUUGGCCACCUCGACAACGGCCUCUUGCUGGGCGUUGUUCAUUACGAGGUCAGCAGGACAACCCUGGCAGAUGCUCUCCUGAAGUUGGAAGGCAAGGAAGAUAUUGAUCACAAAGAAAACCUGAAGGAGAGCGACCAGAACUUCCUGGGCUUUUCUGAACCUGCACACACAGCAGCAAGUGGCAUGGAGCUCUGGAGGCAGCAGGUCCUCGCCGUGGCCAGAGUUCGUUUCUACAGAUUGAGGCACGAUGGAAAGCUUCUCCGGUCCCUAUUGCUGUUCUUUGGAGUAUUUAUCAUCCAGAUGCUCAUGUUUUUCUUUGGUUUCAAUCUAUGGAACAAAUCCAUCUCAGAACUGACAGCCAGCAAGUAUUUUCUUCCCGCUCAGCCUCCCACUCAAACUCAAAGCAAGGCAACAAAUCUUCUCAUCUUCAAUGACACAGGAUCAGAAAUAGAGGAUUUCAUUGCUGCUUUGAAGAUUCAAAAUAUAAUGCCAGAAAUAACUCUCGAGAAAAACAUCACAAGCCUGCCACAACAUAAUGGAGCUAUAAAGAUAUCCCUGGAAGGCAAGGCAGAAAACCCAGAAGCAGGCCGUGGUAUUUUUUUUCUCAGUGUUGCUUACAUGCUGAUCUGGGCUGCUGGUUUGCCUCCUCACUUUGCAGUGAGCAGCGUGGAGGAUUACAAGAAAAAGGCUCGUGCCCAGCUGCGGGUCUCGGGGCUCUUUCCCUCGGCAUACUGGUGUGGGCAGGCACUGGUGGACGUCCCACUCUUCUGGGCCCUGAUGUGCCUCAUGUUCAUAGUCGUGCUGCUCUUCAACCGCAUCUGCCCCAUGGAGGCUUUCAUCAUCCUGCCCAUGGUCUUCAGUGCCAUUGGUUACGGAGUUUCUCUCAUCUUCCUCGUCUAUUUGAUCGCCUUUAUGUUUCGCAAGCGUCGAACCAAUCGUUACCUGUGGUCUUUUGUCUUCGUUCUGGUGAACUUCACUCUCCAUAUGUUCAGUAACAGCUAUGUUUUCUUCUACAUCUUCUCCACUUUGGUGCCCCCAUAUCCACUCCUGGGCUGGUUGAUUUUCUCUACAAGACACCUAUCAUUUAUUUCCAGUAGUAAUCUUCUUCGUGAUAAAUGGAGUAACAUCUUGGUUGCUGUCUUUGCACCUUACAUCCACAGUGUGUUGUUUGGGUUUCUGCUGUGCUGCUUGGAGAUACGAUAUGGAGAAGCAGUUGCAGAACGUGAUCCCAUCUUCAGGAUCCAAUGGAGAAGAGCCCUCCCCCCCCACAACAGUGACCCACCAGGGCAGGAGCCCCCCGAGGUGCAGGCAGAACGGAAGCGGGCACGGAGUGCAGCAGGCUCCCUGCAGCCUGAGGAGUCAGUUAUCGUUGUCAAUGGUCUGCGCAAGGAGUAUGAAGACAAGAAAGCCUGUUCCAUCUUUAAGAAAAAGAAGAAAGUUGCCGUCAAAAAUCUUUCAUUUUGCGUUAAAAAAGGAGAGGUGUUAGGUCUGUUAGGACCUAAUGGAGCUGGGAAGAGCACAACUAUACGCAUGAUUUCUGGAGACGUAGCAGUGACUGCUGGGGAGGUGCUGCUGCAGGGCUGCAGGGCCGUGGUGCUGGGUUGCUGCCCACAGGAGGACCCGCUGUGGCUGGACCUCACCGUGCUCCAGCAUCUGGAGGCCUAUGCUGCUGUGCGAGGGGUGAGGGGAGAGGAUGCAGCUGUGCUCAUCAGCCGUGCAGCCAAGGCCUUGGACCUCCAGAAGUGUUUAAAAACCCCAGCGAGGAGGCUGUCUGCUGGAGAAGCCAGGAAGCUGUGUUUUGCACUGAGCAUCCUGGGGAGCCCAACGGUGAUGCUUUGGGAUGAGCCAUCGGCAGGCAUGGACGUGGCAGGGCAGCACUGCCUGUGGAAAGCCAUCCAGGCUGCUGUGAGGAGCAAGGAGUGUGCAGCUGUGCUGAGCACACACUGCCUGGAGGAGGCGGCGAUGUGUGACCGCGUGGCCGUGCUGGUGGCGGGGCAGCUGCGGUACAUCGGUUCCCCUGAGGAGAUGAGAAGGAAGUUUGGCACGAGUUACAUCCUGGAAGUCCAACCAAAGGACGUGGGGCAAAGCGAUGCUCUCCAUAGUGAAAUUGUGCACCUCUUCCCUGGCGCAGCUCGGCAAAAAAGGAUUUCUUCUUUGCUCAUCUACAAGAUACCAAAGGAAGAUGUACUACCUCUAUCCCAGGCUUUCUCCAAGCUAGAAGCAGCUAAACAGAAUUUCAGGCUUGACGAGUACAGCUUGUCUUUGCACACUUUGCAACAGGUGUUCAUGGACUUCAAUGGGGACCUGGAGGAGCCCGACCUGGAGGCAGCAGCUGAAGAGGCUGCAGAGCAGAGGUUGCUCCAGCCCUGAGCCCUGGGAGACAUGGAGGAAUAUUUUCAGCAUCUUCAGUCAGUGUUACCGACGUGUUGGGUUGGGGACUGGGACUCACGUACCUGCAUCGCAUCACGUGGAGCUCAGCGGACGCCCUGCAAAGAAAAGAAGAGAGAAUUAUUAUUGUAAUAAAUAAAGCCUUUAUCCUUUAGCAA
Tympanuchus pallidicinctus (lesser prairie-chicken) is the source of this 4638-nucleotide messenger RNA. RefSeq names its product ATP-binding cassette sub-family A member 9-like. Gene Ontology annotation, cellular component: membrane; intracellular membrane-bounded organelle. Gene Ontology annotation, molecular function: ATP binding; lipid carrier activity; ATP hydrolysis activity. Gene Ontology annotation, biological process: transmembrane transport; lipid transport. The transcript has 36 exons. The record is from RefSeq and is a predicted model, not a curated record. NCBI's taxonomy places the organism in Eukaryota, Metazoa, Chordata, Aves, Galliformes, Phasianidae. Bases 116 to 4462 code for a protein of 1448 amino acids.